GGUGAUCCUGAGGGUGGCCGACGUGGGUGCCCUGGCGCCGUCGUGAUCGUUGCGGCUGCAUGCACGCCGGCGUGUGGCCGUCCUGACUUCACGGUGUAGAGUUUUGCCGCGCCGCGAUUGUGUGUCUCGGAGCGACCGACCGUGGCGGGGCCCCCAUGGUUGUAAAUGGCUGACGGGAAUCGGAAAAUGAGGCCCGAACGUCGCGUGUGAUUCCACGGCCAAGACACUGAGAAACAGGGUAGAAAAUGUCAGAGCCAGAAGAAAGUCUGGCAGCGCCGGAUAGUACUACGAGGGAACAGAAGUUGGGUUUCUCUCAUGGAGAUGAUGUCCUUCUUCAACAUAAAGAUGGCAAAUAUUAUCUUGGAACAAUUGUUGAGGUGGAUUUGGCAAGGGAAAGAUGCCUUGUCAAAUUCAUGGACAAUACCUCCUCCUGGUCCUCCGUUAAAGAGCUGACAAAGCUAUCAAUGCCAGAUUCUGAUGUUAUGUGUGUUCUUUGCAAAAAAUCUCAGCCUAAGACUGAUAAUGACAUUAUUGUUUGUGACAAAUGUGGACGUGGUUAUCAUCAACUUUGUCACCAGCCUCAGAUUUCAAAAGAAGAAACAGCAGCAGAGGCACAUUGGAUGUGUAAAAGAUGUGUAGAUAGUCAACCACGGACGCGUGAAAUUGUGGAGCCAAAAACUUCUAUGGUAAAGGCAAGUAUAAGAAAAGUUUGCAGUGGUAGGGACCAACCUCAGCCACCACCAGAUGAUAUGACCAAGUUGCCGUAUGAUCCUAACAUGUUAAUUUGGGAUGCACAUCAUAGAGUAAAUGCCGAACAAAUUUAUUGUUAUUGUGGACUCAAUGGAGAGUGGUAUACACAAAUGUUGCAGUGCGCUCGUUGCAAGCAAUGGUUUCACGAAAAAUGCGUUAGUUGCUUAGCUUAUCCUUUAUACAGUGGAGAUAGGUUUUACGUUUUUGUUUGUUCAAUGUGCAAUUAUGGCAAAGAAUUCGUACGGCGACUAGAGUUAAAGUGGGUAGAUCUGGUGCACCUGAUGUUGUACAAUUUGACUGUUUACAAUGCUAAAAAGUAUUAUGAUUUGGACACUGUUAUUGUACCUUAUGCCAAUGAUAAUUGGAAUACUUUGCAGCUUCCACCACGGAUCAGGGAUGUCAGUGCUCAAAUUCGCAGAGAAUCUAUACUAGCAAUAUUGACAAAUAAUAGGAACAGGUUCAAAUGUGGCAGAGAAAUAAAGAAGCGUACUACAAUAUGGGGACUCAGAGUUAGAUUGCCGCCGCCGUGUCCGAUUGUUAAUCUUCCAGCAACCGGCGUAAUAGAUGAUUCAGUGUUACGUAGAUGCUGGGGUGCUAAUAAAAGACUGCAAUAUCUUCCUCCACCUACAGGACCGAUAAGUUUACCAGAGAGUACAAAACAGUUGAUUGCGCUAAAGCACAGCACAGCUGAGAAUUUAGAAAUUCCCGUAAAUCCAUCGGAUGUGGUAAUGCGCGGAACAAUUUAUCAAAAUUCAGAAGCUGAACAAAGUUCGUGCCCGAGUCCAAGUCCACCAAGUCAGUCCACACAGUCUCUAAGAGAAAGGUAUAGCGGAGGUGGUUUUGUAAAGAAAUCAUUCCCAUUCCCUAAACUGAGUUUACAAAGAAGAAGACGCUUGAUGGCAUUAGGUAGCUCUCGGGAACGAAUGUUACGUAAACACAAGAAGAGAGAAAAAGGUGAUGGCUCGUUAAGCAAGGCACAGGGCGUUAGAGAAGCUAGAUACCGUAAAGCAAGAAAAUUAUUGAAGAACGCUAUAGCCAAGAGUAAGUCCCGAAGUUCGGAAGCAUCUGAUCUACCACCAACACCUCCUACUUCGGUUUCUGGCCCUCCCACACCACCAGCUACAACUUCGAGUAUAUCGGAAUUAUCUGUACCUAGUUCUGUGGAACUGAUGCAUCCAUUACCGCCGUCAACACCUGCGGAUACAAGUGGGGAUGAAACCAGUUCAAGAGGCACUUUGGAUUCCUUUAUUCCACCACCCAAAGACUUUGAAGGCAAGAAUAAUCCUUUUAGAAAUCUCAGUGAAUUAUUGGGUAUACCUGUUCAUCUGAGUCAAACAAAUUCGAGUACUCCGCCAUACAAUCCGUGUCCAAUUACGUUGCCUCUGCCGCUCACUCCUGUCAUAUCUCAGCCGCCGAUAGUGCGGCCAGCUAAACGGCAGUUGUCAGAGAAAGACAUUAUCAUAGACAGAAACGGGCAAGUUAAACGUAGACGUCAGCAUCGGAGAGGUCGUCCGUCGCAACAACAAUUGCAGCAACAGUCCCAACAUACUGCUAGUAAGACUGCGGCCAUCUUGCCCGCGCGUAAUAACGAGAUUAAAAGUGAAUUUGCAAGGAAUUUAAGGAGUUCGUUUAACGGUGCCUCGAGCAGUGCCAGUAGUCAAAUUGGAAAUUGUGUUGAUUAUGCCUUAAAUGGUAGGAGACUGAGGCAACGUCAGAGCAAUGAUAAAUUACCCCCGCCGGAUCCGCAGCCGCAGAAAAAAGGUAGCGUACCUUCGUCCCCAAAGUGUUCGCCAGUAAAACAAAGUGCACCCGACAUAUCUCUGGAUGAUCUGAAGUCAUCGGUGAACAUAUAUUUCGGAGCAGCUAACAGAAUCGCUGCUGGCGAGAAGUUCGUCAUUAAAGCGAAGAGGUUAGGGCCAAACGGUCAGACUCAAUACCUUAUCGAGUGGGAGGGACUUAAUACUUAA
Messenger RNA from Colletes gigas, 2717 nucleotides. RefSeq names its product polycomb protein Pcl (gene Pcl). NCBI's taxonomy places the organism in Eukaryota, Metazoa, Arthropoda, Insecta, Hymenoptera, Colletidae. The transcript has 10 exons. Gene Ontology annotation, cellular component: nucleus. Gene Ontology annotation, biological process: chromatin organization; regulation of DNA-templated transcription. The record is from RefSeq and is a predicted model, not a curated record. Bases 246 to 2717 code for a protein of 823 amino acids. Gene Ontology annotation, molecular function: chromatin binding; DNA binding.